This is a messenger RNA of Paramuricea clavata, 18113 nucleotides long. The record is from the annotation of a GenBank genome assembly. Lineage: Eukaryota; Metazoa; Cnidaria; Anthozoa; Malacalcyonacea; Plexauridae.
UGUUCGCUGCAAGUCACAACUGUACAAUCAACAACGUGGCAGACUAGCUACUUUUGGACAUAAAUUCAGGUAAAUUCUAAUCUCGGUUGUUCAGUUUGUGAAAUACCUUUUAACUACCAUUAAUACCAUAGAUUAAGGAAUGAAUAGAUGGCUCACUCCUUUGAUGUUUUUGACGCUGCCGGCGCCCACGCAUGUUCUUGCCAGAGUAAUGGCGGCCUAGCAAGUAACUGUAGUAAAAUGCAUUGUAAAAUUGACAUCCGUGCUAUUAAAUCCUGUAUUUUUCCGCUUUUGGGGGGUUUAAUGGAAAGAUAAAUCAGAAUUAUAAAAAUACAGAAUUUAGUAGCACCGAUGUCAAUUUUACAAUGCAUUUUACUACAGUUACUUGCUAGGCCGCCAUUACUCUGGCAAGAACAUGCGUGGGCGCCGGCAGCGUCAAAAACAUCAAAGGAGUGAGCCAUCUAUUCAUUCCUUAAUCUAUGAUUAAUACUUCUUAUAUUAUCUAAUAUUGCGCUUUUUCAUGCAUUAUGAAUUUUAAAGCUUUACUCAUUGUUUUGACUGUCGUUUGUCAGGUAAGCUGUUCUAACAGAAAUUUUACUUUUCACUAUACUAGUUACUUCAUGUUUCUGCCCCAUGACCAUGCAACAGUAGCUACGAGUCCACUGGGAAAGAAUAAAUACGGGAGACUUGUGCAAUACUAUUUUAUUCAAGAAGAUAUACAAUAUAUGCACAAUCUAACCAUGCUUAUGUCAGCAGUGAGUUUUAUACCAUGUCCGUUUGGUUGAACCACGUUUAAGUCCGUAUUGAAUUUUUUACAACAUCAGAUCACUUUUAGAGUAAUUCACUUUAAAGCCGUCGUUCACAACAAGGCGUGUAUUACCACGGGCUCUGCAUUAUCUAACCAUGCCAGUAAACUUGGGGCCAACGUGCAGCCUCACUGGUCAGUUAACUCGGCCUUUUCCGGCUAUGCCGCCCUGUAAAAUAAUAAGGUAUUAUCGUGUAGUCCGUGUGUUGUGACCCGAUAUCGUUCACUUUCAUUAAGCAUGUCUUAGAUCUGAAAUAUUUUGACGGGAACCAACACUUUCAAGCACGCUGAGUUCAAAUCCGAAAAGUUCCCACUCCGUAGACCCGCAGUUUUCUUACAAAUUGCUGUUUUAUCUUCAAUAAUUACACGACAAAUUUUUCAUUGUUCAACGACACGGAUCGAUGACGAUACACGAAAUAUGUCACUCAAAAGGACCAAUUUCUAUUAAGCAGUGUUCCUUUUAACAAAAGACCGGUUUUGCUCGAAUCAUUUUGAGUUAUGCAAUCUUAUGCGUGUUGGACGUAAACAACAUAUCUUGUCUACAACUUUGAGAAAGUACAAAUAACGCUGUCUAAAAUCCUCAUGCAGUUCUAGAGAUAUCUCUAUAAAAUCAUAAGGACAUUAAUGCGAAGUCUUUUGGCUAUGUCACUGAAAAUAUUUCAGAUCUAAGACAUGCUUAACGAAAAUCGUUUUCUAGGCACAUUUUUGAGGUCAUAACACACGGACUAGUAGACACAAAAAAUUAAUUAUCUGAAGAAUUAUGAGUUGGCUAUCCUUUUAUGAGCAAAUUCGAUCUUUAACUAUGAUGUUUGUGAUGUUACUCUGAGUCAUGAUAUCCACAUCGGGGGGGCUUGAAAAAUAUGCCCGGCCACGGUAGGAAUCAAAUCUACGACCUUUGGAAUACUAGCCAAUACUAUCGAAGGAACUAGAUUCUGUUCCGAAUAUCGAAGGAACUAGAUGAUACUAUCGAAGGAACUAGAUUCUGUUCCGAAAUAUCAUUACGUGCGUAUUGUAUUUCUGCCCAACUACCCAAUAUCAAUGUCUUAGGAAAGUCACCUGCACAAGGUGUAACACAUAUCUGUUUAAAUAUAUCUAUAAUGGUAAUUGCACUGAGUGGAGUGCAAUUUGGUCUGGCUUGAUUUCAGACCAAAAUUGCACGACACGAAGUGCAAUUUCCACUUUAUUAUCAUUUUGAAAUCUCACUUUUAAAGAAUUGUGUAAAACGGAAACAGUUCUUUUUUUACGAAGACGCCUUCCUGAUACUUGCCUAAAUACCGUUGCGUAGCAACAAGCGAAUAAGUUGAACUUUCUUUAAACAUACCAUAGGUUUUUUAGCAAUCUGAUAGGGUUUUGAUGCGGUUUGUUCAUAGUCAAAUAUCAACAAAUUAUACCAUUUACGAAUUACCUUGUUUAGUUUAUUUGCCUGUAGCUUUAUUAAGUUACUUUUUGUUGGUAUUUUCGCCAUUCUUUCACAACGAUUUUGUUCCCACUAUACCUGUAAAAAAUUGGCCAAGAUGGCAAUACUCUGAUUUGUUUAUUUUGCUCAAUUUACCGGAUAACAUUUUUCUUAAAAUUGACUGGCUAAAUGAAUUCUACACUUUCCGUUGAUUGGCUGGCUACCGGUCACCACUUCAACACGAUUGGUUUUAAAAUGAUGCUAUAAUGACAACUCAUGUUGAUGCGAGCAAAGCUCAAAGUAAUUGGAUUAUAGCUCUAAAGCCCUGAUUCCACGAGCGCUUUUUGUCAGAGAAAUGCGAAAUAUUUCAGUGCUUUUUUGAACUAUAUGUCUGGGACGGCAAUUAUCCCCCCCCCCCACGGAAAAAAAUUGCCCUCCCAGUAAAGCCAUUUCUGCCCCCGAAGUGCGAAGCAGCAUUUCUCAUGAUUGCUGUUAGAAUUGCCGUUGAUUUACUUGAUAAUGAGAUUAUGCCCUUCCGUAGCCCACUCCACAGCCAUCUUGAGUGUAAUUCAUAUUGUUCUUCACCGAGUAUGUCACAAUAGCGAUACAUUUCAUGCAAACAAUCCGGGGAAUUAAUUGAUCUUGGACUCUCGGGACCGACUGUUUGCUGGGCUUUAUGCCUUUAUCUCUGGUUUUGUGUGCCAAACUGGGGCAAAAAUACCACUGUUCGAAUCAGCGUAAACCUUUGUAUUUAUGGAUGGAAAUUGAUUUCAAAAUUGGUUUCAAUUCGAGCGAUUCGUGGCUUUUAAAAAGACAAGCCGCUGAAAAUAAUCCUUUCAUGUUUUCUGAAUUCCUUUUUUCGAGGAAAGUUUUCUUUCCAAUUAAUCUCGGAUUCUGCCUUAUCUCUGGUUUGUGCGCCCAAUAAGGACAAAAAUACCACCGUUCGAUUCAGCGUAAGAAAUUGUACUUAUGGGUAUCAGAUGUAUUAUACUAUACAACAGUAUUCUAGAGAUUUAUGGCCUUUGAAAAUCAAGCGAAAUUGUAUUGGUGACAAAUCCUUCAAAAUUAUUAAACUAAUUAAAAAUGCAGUCUAUUUGAUCCUUCCUUACUUGGUAUCGUUGGCUUUCUCUUUUCGGCCUUCUACCAGUGUAUUCGUCUCACUUUUCUCUUCAUUUUGAUAGUAUUUUGAGCCCAAAAAAUUUUGCUGAUUUUGAAGGCUUUAAAACGCAGUUUUGAUCCUAACGUAUACGGACCAACUGGCGGCCGACAGGAGAAUGUAGGCUAUGUAGCGUGCUAAAUAUAACUUUACUUGCACAUGUGGGCACCGCACUUUAGUACUGUGUCUGGUUUGGGCUGUAAUCGCACUAUUUUUAGCCAAUCAGAUUGCACGAAUCGUAAAAUCAAAUAAAAGUUGCAUGGCGUGGCUUAGCAAGAUUCAGAUGUAGAACGUUGACUGCAAUGUAAUGUAAUGAAGAUUUGACGUUGACUGCAAUGUAAUGUAUGCAACAUCCACACAUACUUUUGACGUUGACUGCAAUAUAAUGUAUGCAACAUCCACACACAAUUCUGUGUUUAAUAAAAUAUUAACAAGUUUACAGAAUACGAUUUAAUUUUUUAAGAGCAAAUUAUGUCUAUACAUAACCAUACUUAAUUCAGCAGUGAGUGCUCAUGGGAACAUCAUACCAUUUUGGGGUAAAUACUGCGUAUAUUCUGUCAGGUCUAACCAUGCUUAUAAGAUUGCGCGGUAAAUUUAAAUACCAUUUGAUCACCUAAUUAAUUGGCUUAAAUUUACCGAUAUUCAAAAACAUGUACUAACCUUGUAUAAUCUUGUCAUGCAUGCUAAACUUAGGACAUGGUACAAGAACGUGCUGCAUGGGUUCUUGAAAAGGACGACGAAUGAGCAUCAUCUGACGGGGCCCAGCCUCAAUGACGGAUAGAUCCAGAUUCUGGUGCAUGAGUGGAUUACAGAUCGAACAUGAAACAUUGCAGACGCUAAUUAAUCUUUUUUCCCCCAAACAAUUUGGGGGGGGGGAGUAAAAUAAAUUUUCAGACAUACUAUUUUUUGUUAACCUCCGAAUCAAUGCACUAUAAUUUUUUGGGUAAUAUUUUCGUUAAUUUAUAUUUUCAAAUUAUAAAUUGUAAUAUCUUAAUCGUCAUUUUCAAAAUUAAAAUCUAUAAUCUUUGUUUUUUCCAAUGUUUUAAUUUUAGGGGCCCAUGAUGGCAGGGGUCCACAUCUUCAAGGUUAUUCAAAAAAGCUUUAUUACAGUAAUCAAGUUUUUUAGCUCUCAAUCUUGAGCUUAAAUUGAGGCCGUGUCGUCGUGUUUACGUCAUCUUUUCUAAAUCUGUCUUAUACACACCAAAAAAGCUCGAAAGUAUUUACAAGUCUGCAACAAAUUGUUACAAGUCGGUUCAAAGUUGUCAACAAGUUGUUUUCGCACUGCUUGUUCCCAGUUGUUUGGAACAAUCUGUUGACAACUAGUAACAUGCUUGAUGGCAUUAUCAGACUUGUCACAAGGUUGCUCUAACAAAUCUGAUACAGUCGUGAUAAACAAGAAUGUGACUAGGUUGACGACACAAGGUUGUAACAAUACUGCUAUAUCAUGACUGCAUCGGACUUGUUGAAACAACCUUGUAACAAGGCUGAUAAUAUCAACAAGGUUGUUACCAAUUGUUAACAGCUUGUUCCAAACUUGUUGACAACUUGUGAGAAGCAGUGGAAGACAACUUGUUGACGGCUUGUUGACAAAACAAGACGUGAGAUUUUUGCGCGUGUUGUAGACCGAAUUUCAGGGUAGCCGGACAUUUUGCCGAAAGACACUUUGCCGAAAGACACUUUGCUGAAAGACAUUUUGCCGAACGGACAUUUUGCCGACGGUCAUUUUGCCGAACGGAUGUUUUGCCGAACAGACAUUUUGCCGAACGGACAACUUGCCGAAAAUAAAGAUGUUAUUUCGGCAAAAUGUUUGGGACUGUGACUCAUUUCUCAACCUUCUAAUUCUCAACCAUUGUGUAAAAUAACCAUUAUAUGGUCAUUAGCAGUGCACAAAUGGCUCAUUAGCAGUGCACAAUGGUCGUUAGCGGUGCAUAACCAUAUUGAUUAUUGGUAGCUUGUUUGUGCAGCGGAUGACUCAUUUGUUAGGAACGUGUUUUGACGUCAGAUCGUAAACAAACAAGCGUAUAUAAAGACGACGUAAGCGAAUUUCAUUUCGAGAAUCAUGGAAUACAUUCACAGUUCUCGGAGAAAUCACAAUCAUGAAUGAUGUUGAAUGAUGUUAUUCUUUAUAUCGCGAAUUUUCGGUAAACUUGUCAAAAACGUGAAAGAAUAUAAAACGAAACUAUACUUCACUAUCAAAGCUUCUGUCAUCAAAAUCGACAAUUAAUGACUUUAAUCACAGAAACCUUGACCGUGUAAGAGAACAUUUAAAGUUCAGAAGAUAUCUCUAUUUUCGGCAAAGUGUCCGUUCUUCAAACUGUGUCCGUUCGGCAAAAUGUCCAUUCGGCAAUAUAUCCGUUCGGCAAAACGUCCGUUCGGCAAAACGUCCGUUCGGCAAAAUGUCUUUCGGCGAAAUGCCUUUCGGCAAAGUGUCUUUCGACAAAAAGUCCGGCCACCGAAUUUCAGUGCAGAUUCUUAUACCCUAUAGUUCUGUGCAGUGUUCUUUCGUGUUGUCUUUUAUUGUAUUUUUAAAUCACUAUUUAACUAAAAUGGAUUGAUUGAUACAUUUCAAACUAACGAAGCGGCACAGAUCGUGCGACGACUCAGAAACGUGACAGCACAAAGUUGUCUCGACUAUCUAAAACGAGGUGUUAAAACCAACGGUUACUAUAGUAUCAAAAACUACGGAACGGACGGAUGGGUCCACACAGUUUAUUGUGACUUCGAGACCGAGCCAGGAUUUGCGUGGACUUUGGUCGAAUCAUUUGCAUUGAAAAACAAAUUUCUGCCUGCGUUUUACAACCAUCCACUCAAAGUCAAUGCCCCUGUGAACCCCAACUCUCCGAACUGGAAUCUUUUCCGAAUGUCUUUCCUACAAAUGAGUCGAUUAAGAGCGCAGUCAACUCACUGGGAAGUCACUUGCUCUUUCCAAACAAACUCUGUUGAUAUUUACCGAGAUUAUGCCAGGGCAAGCUUCAAGGAGUUUGACGUAUUAGAUUUUGUGGGUGUUAAAGUAUGUAAAAAGAUGGAGUACAUCAAUAUCCGCGGUCAACAGUGUACACAAUGUACGGUAGGUUGGUUUGCAAAGCUCAACCAAUGGGCACUUCAUAUCGACGGUCCUGCUUCGACAACUUGUCAGUUCAAGCCAGGGAAAGAUGCUGUAUUCACUGAGGAUAGCUUCGGUCAUUACUGGGCAACAAAUAAGAAAUUUCGUUGUACCACAUCGCCGGAUGCCACAACGAACUAUUGGUUCGGUGGUUAUUCCUAAACACUUGUUGCAUUGCAUGACUUAUAUUGUUUGUGCUACCAUACGACUUGUAUGUUAACGUAUAAUUAUAAAUUUAAUAACUAACGAUGUUCAUUUAUACUAUAGUUAUAUUCUUAUUUCCUAAGAUUUGCACGUUGAUUCGUAUAGUAUUAAAUGGUUAACUAUCGAUAUUAUUGUAAACGAACAUUUUAUUUGUAAAGUUAAUGCUAAGUGUAAACAAAAGCUUUGAGAUAAUAAUUUUGGUUGCAUUUCUUUGUCUGUUUUUCUGUCUUUAUUUACCAAAGUUUAACACGAAAUUUAAUUUAUUAAAGUCCAUGCAUAAGCCCACAAACUGUUAAUUUGCAACAACGAUUCGCAACAUAACGGGUUCCGGAAUCAAUUAAAUUUCGCGUGAAUUUACUUCAGUGGGUAGCAUCGCCUUAAAAAGCAAUCGCGGUAUCUGUUGCCAGUCCAAGCACAUAUUUAAGGUGGCUACCUACAGUUAUAGUCCAGUUUAAAACAUUUAUACAGCUCUGACGUCAUGCUCGCGACUAGCGCGUGGAGUCUUCGUGACCCGGUAAAAAUCUUGAAACAAGUCGCGGAAAGUUGAACAAUACGUAUGUUUUUAGCUGGUUUUUACCUACCUUCAGUGUGUUUUCUUAUAUAUUUAAUACGUUCAGUACUGUAUUUCAUAAUGCUCACAAUGUUCAACACUGACAGUGUCGCGGACGGAAAUGAUAUUUUAUACAGUCUUCAAGGCCCUCGUGAACUGUCACUGAAUCUUACGUAAGCCCUGUCAUUCCACUCAGUUCGCAUGUCGUUUUUUAUCUGCUGAAUCUAAUAAAACUAUAAUUCAGACAGUUACGAGUUGUUUUAUACGAAAAAUCAAACUCUACUUGAAUGUCUUGAAAAGUUUUCACACCGAUUUUCGCAACAAAACUAAAUUUAAGAAACGUCAGAUUAAGUCAGUGCGUUAUUGUGUUCUCAAAUUUUCGUAUUUUGAACACAUAUAUAUAUCUUUUACUUUCAUUUCAAAUAAGUAAAAAAUAUCUGUGUGGUACAUAUAAGCCAAAAACUCCAAGUGAAAAUUGCUAAAAAAGCCAACUAUAAAGCGUACGCGUUUCGUGUUCCACACACAUUAUAUUUUACACGCAUGCGCAAAUAGUGAUCAUGUCGAUUCGAUAUGUUGUCACGUCAUCAGCUUCAACUGGAUUUAGGACUAUUUUUCUCUCGUUUCCUUGGGUGAAAAUUGUUUAAACUUUGCAAGUUUGCUAAGCAUGACGAUUCGCCAAACAUAUCAAAAUUUCAAGAAAUUCUAUAACCCAGCGGGCAAAAUGACGUUUAUCCAAAUGACCUCCCAGACGUUGGAUAAAGGGUUGACUAUGCAAAUUUGAUCGUCGUUACUGUUACGACGUUGAUACAACGUUGAAAUUAGGUUGCCAAUCUCGUCAACCAUAAUUCAACGUUGAAUCCAUUGGUUCACAAAUCGACGUCGUACAUUUAACCAUGAAUGGAAGUUAAUUCAACGUCUGUUGGCUGCUGUUGAACCAAUGUUUGUAAAACAACGUCAGAGCAACGUAGAUAUUAGGUUGUCGACGUCGCAACCUUUUUUCUAACCAAAUUUCAACGUUGAAACAACGUCGUGUGCCCGGUGGGAAGACAGUUUUUUUGCUGUCGUUAUAUUGAUAUUCAUGAAUAUGUCAUAACCUGUCAUAUAAACAUCCCUUCAAAUUUUAAUAAGUCAUUUCUCUUUCAACCAUAAAUUUAAAAAAAAAUUCAGAAAAAUUGACUGAAGAAAAAAAAGAUAUUGCCGUUUGAUUGUAAAAUUAGACAAUAAAAGUGCAAAAGAUGAAACAUCAUGGAUAUGGUUGCCAUGUAAACACUAACACUGUUCCUAUUUGUUCAUAUAUGGACAGCAGAAGACUUCUGAACGCUCCUGGAAAUGAUUAUAUUGUCUUGUCUUAAGUGUGUUCAUUUAAAAUUUGGUUGAAAACGAAGGUUACCUAAAAUACUUAAAAUUUUAGAAAAUUGUAGGGAGCCACCGUAAUUAACAUAAUUAUAUAUGGACAUGUUCUCUGACCGUUGCAUUUAUUUAUCACAAGCUUUGGGCCUCCUUACUAUUGCCUUCCAAGGAGUGUCCUUCAUGUCGUGUGUUGUGGGCUAAAUUAAAGGUCGUGAUUCGUGAGUAAAAUGUUGUGUGUCAUGGGUUCUCUCUGCUGAACCCACACGUGCAUCAAAGCUUGAGGUUAAGUAAAUUUUAUUCAUAAAAAAAACCGUUUAAGAAGCUGUUUUAAAUUCCCAAGAGUAGAAAAUCGUGCGCUUGACAAAGAUAUUUUAAUUUCUUAAUAAGUCAAUACUUAAUAUAUGCAUGCCCUUGUCAAUAUUUUACGCAUCUUUGCGUUAAGCUUAGUGCUAUAGGGCAUUCAAAUUUUAACAGUAUGGUAUUUCAAUGGUUUUGCGGGUUUUUUGGGACGCCUGUGUACCGCGAAGUAAUAACAAUGAGCUGGUCACGUGGUCAGCUAUUAACGAUUGUGAUUGGUUACUUUUCAAGAAUGUCUAGAUGUUUUGAUAUCUUAGCAUCAGCCACACACGUUCGUCCACGCGUUAUUCAUUCAUUGUCUAUACCGUGAGUCUCUUGGUGUACCACAUAAAGACAAGUGCUGAAGGAAGUGGUCCUCAUAUGAGCUCCUGUUCGCUGCAAGUCACAACUGUACAAUCAACAACGUGGCAGACUAGCUACUUUAGACAUAAAUUCAGGUAAAUUCUAAUCUCGGUUGUUCAGUUUGUGCAAUACCUUUUAACUACCAUUAAUACUUCUUAUAUUAUCUAAUAUUGCGCUUUUUCAGAUUCUUUUCAUGCAUCAUGAAUUUUAAAGCUUUACUCAUUGUUUUGACUGUCGUUUGUCAGGUAAGCUGUUCUAAUAGAAAUUUUAGUUUUCACUAUACUAGUUACUUCAUGUUUCUGCCCCAUGGCCAUGCAGCAGUAGCUACGAGUCCACUGGAAAAGAAUAAAUACGGGAGACUUGUGCAAUACUAUUUUAUUCAAGAAUAUAUACAAUAUAUGCACGAUCUAACCAUGCUUAUGUCAGCAGUGAGUUUUAUACCAUGUCCGUUUGGUUGAACCACGUUUAAGUCCGUAUUGAGUUUUUUACAACAACAGAUCACUUUUAGAGUAAUUCAUUUUAAAGCGAUCGUUCACAACAAGGCGUGUAUUACCACGGGCUCUGCAUUAUCUAACCGUGCCAGUAAACUUGGGGCCAACGUGCAGCCUCACUGGUCAGUUAACUCGGCCUUUUCCGGCUAAGCCGCCCUGUAAAAUAUUAAGGUAUUAUCGUAUAGUCCGUGUGUUGUGACCCGAUAUCGUUCACUUUCAUUAAGCAUGUCUUAGAUCUGAAAUAUUUUGACGGGAACCAACACUUUCAAGCACGCUGAGUUCAAAUCCGAAAAGUUCCCACUCCGUAGACCCGCAGUUUUCUUACAAAUUGCUGUUUUAUCUUCAAUAAUAAUUACACGACAAAUUUUUCAUUGUUCAACGACACGGAUCGAUGACGAUUCACGAAAUAUGUCACUCAAAAGGACCAAUUUCUAUUAAGCAGUGUUCCUUUUAACAAAAGACCGGUUUUGCUCGAAUCAUUUUGAGUUAUGCAAUCUUAUGCGUGUUCGACGUAAACAACAUAUCUUGUCUACAACUUUGAGAAAGUACAAAUAACGCUGUCUAAAAUCCUCAUGCAGUUCUAGAGAUAUCUCUAUAAAAUCACAAGGACAUUAAUGCGAAGUCUUUUGGCUAUGUCACUGAAAAUAUUUCAGAUCUAAGACAUGCUUAACGAAAAUCGUUUUCUAGGCACAUUUUUGAGGUCAUAACACACGGACUAGUAGAGACAAAAAAUUAAUUAUCUGAAGAAUUAUGAGUUGGCUAUCUUUUUAUGAGCAAAUUCUUUAACUAUAUGAUGUUUGUGAUGAUACUCUGAGUCAUGAUAUCCACACCUGGCGGGCUUGAAAAAUAUGCCCGGCAACGGUAGGAAUCAAAUCUUCGACCUUUGGAAUACUAGCCAAUACUAUCGAAGGAACUAGAUUCUGUUCCGAAUAUCGAAGGACCUAGAUUAUACUAUCGAAGGAACUAGAUUCUGUUCCGAAAUAUCACUUAGUCGAAUCGUCCUGACCGCGUAGCUCAGUUGGCAGAGCAUUGGGCUGGUAUUCCAAAGGUCGUAGGUUCGAUUCCUACCGUGGCCGGGCAUAUUUUUCAAACCCGCCCGGUGUGGAUAUACACUCAGAGUAACAUCACAAACAUCAUAUUCACACCUGAGUACACAACACCCACACAGAAAAAAAUUCUUUAACUGUUGGUACACAUGAAAAGAAUAGUCAUUUUUUGCAUUAUGCUUAACGACAGAUCCGAUAAUUUUACAUGCAACGCAAUUCGCGUUUUUUCAAGACAUAACUUAUUGUCACGGAAAUAAAUAAGACAAUGCAUUACGACAGGUAGGGGUAAAGUUGGAUAGCUUUCCAUUUAAUGACCUGACCCGACAGACCCGAAUUCUUUUCUCUGUAUCAAAGGGAACAUCUGGUCUAUGUUUCCCAAAUAUCUAGCGAAAAUGAACCUCAUUCUAAUGUUAUGUAAAUAUUCCGGUCAGAUAGUCCGCAGCCCAAAUGUUUUGUGUUCUGUUCAACAAUUUGACCUUCCUGACCGGUCUGGUCGUGUUAAUGGAAAGCGCCCUUAGGCUUAGUUGAAAUUCAUGCACACAGCGUAAAAUAGCGGCCGAUAAUAAUGCAAUUACAUGAACCAUAUAAUUAAUAGAAUAGAUGGUUUGGAAACUCAUUGGAAUAGCAAUAUAUAUAAUUAUCUCAUUAUCUAUAUAUUCAUACUGCAUGUAAAUCUGGUCGUUCACCGUUAGUGCGUAUUGUAUUUCUGCCCAACUACCCAAUAUCAAUGUCUUAGGAAAGUCACCUGCACAAGGUGUAACACAUAUCUGUUUAAAUAUAUCUAUAAUGGUAAUUGCACUGAGUGGAGUGCAAUUUGGUCUGGAUUAAUUGACCGCGAAGCGCGCGGGAGUGCGAAUUGUAAUCACAAGUUUGAUUUCAGACCAAAAUUGCACGACACGAAGUGCAAUUUCCACUUUAUUAUCAUUUUGAAAUCUUACUUUUAAAUAAUUGUGUAAAACGGAAACAGUUCUUUUUUUACAAAGACGCCUUCCUAAUACUUGCCUAAAUGCCGUUGCGUAGCAACAAGCGAAUAAGUUGAACUUUCUUUAAACAUACUAUAGGUUUUUUAGCAAUUUGAUAGGGUUUUGAUGCGGUUUGUUCAUUCAAAUAUCAACAAAUUAUACCAUUUACGAAUUACCUUGUUUAGUUUAUUUGCCUGUAGCUUUAUUAAGUUACUUUUUGUUGGUAUUUUAAUUCGCCAUUCUUUCACAACGAUUUUGUUCCCACUAUACCUGUAAAAAUUGGCCAAGAUGGCAAUACUCUGAUUUGUUUAUUUUGCUCAAUUUACCGGAUAACAUUUUUCUUAAAAUUGACUGGCUAAAAACAGGUGGGAAAUUUGUCUGAGCAUGCGCGAGCAAAAUGAGUCACGCAAUUGCACGCAAUACACGCAACGCGUGUUUACAAAAAGGCACAAUCGUAUAAACAUUGCCAAAUGUUUGUACAAAGUAAAUGACUGUUUUAUGUUGAAAAUGGACAUGAUCUAAAUUAAUCAUACAGAAUUUUUUAGUGAUGUUCUAUUUCAGUACGUACCCUGGCAUUGUCUCUGGUGGGCUGUCCGUGUGCAUUCGAUCUGAAACAGUUGCUACUUUGCUGUCGAAAAAUUUCGAAUGUUUACAUGAAAAUAGAGGCAAGUCAUGCAUUUUACAACCUCGUAAACUGUAUGAGCCCCUAUUUUUACGCUUAUACCUAAGAUAUCAAAUAAAAAUACAUGAAACAGAGAACAUUUUCAGAGAGUUUUAUCGUGAGGCCACGGCCAGUUUUUAAAAUAUUUUUAUUUCUGUUCCGGUCAUCACCAAAAUUACACUAAAGCCGAGCUUGAAUAUACAACAAAUUUUGAAUCUCAUGAAGUACAAAAAUAUUUAACGUGUAACCAAAAUAUGCUCAUGAAGUCGAAUUUAAUAGCUAAAUUUUCAAGCUAGACCCUUCUCGAAGCGGUUUUCACGAAGGAAGUUCACAUUUCGGCCUUUGAUUCGUGGCAAAAAUUUGACCACAACACGUGCGAAGCAACUGGGUCUCAAAGACUCAGCUAAAACAUUGUGAGCCCCUAUUUUCCUGACGAUAUGUUUGAUACCUACAAACGCCGAAAAGUUUUUUCUUUUCAUGUAGCUAUAUUUGAAAUUGAGGCCACGGGCUAUUUUUGAGAAAAUACAGUUCAAAGUCAAGCUAUCUUUACAUAUUUCAAAAUUUGUCAAAUUUCGCGAGCUUGUAUUUUGAACUUAGACAGCUGAAGUUACAUUAAGAAACAUAGGAUGGACAAUUAGAGGCAUAUAAAGUUAAUUUCAACUUACAUUUCAUUCUCAUAUCACGUCUUUCUUCGUUUAUUACGGUUUUAAACAAGCCACAGAUCGACGUAUACGGUAUUUACUCCCAUGUUCACGUCGCCAUAUUAACUUCUUCCAAUCAUUCGAUUACAAAACAAAUUAUCCCAAAACAAAGAAUUCAUAGUCGACUUUUAAAAGAAUAACCGUUAAUUCGUAAAUCGUUGAAUGGAAAGCAAAAAAUCGUCAGCUAAACCAGCUUCUUGCUAACUUUCUGCUUUGUUUUGAAUGUAAAUGCAAUGAGCUUCGUUUCUGCCCGCGAUUUUUUGGUCAGCGACGACAAAUUUCCCACCUGUUCUGGCUAAAUGAAUUCUGCACUUUCCGAUGAUUGGCUGGCUACCGGUCACCACUUCAACACGAUUGGUUUUAAAAUGAUGCUAUAAUGACAACUCAUGUUGAUGCGAGCAAAGCUCAAAGUAAUUGGAUUAUAGCUCUAAAGCCUUGAUUCCACGAGCGCUUUUUGUCAGAGAAAUGCGAAAUAUUUCAGUGCUUUUUUGAACUAUAUGUCUGGGACGGCAAUUAUCCCCCCCCCCCACGGAAAAAAAUUGCCCUCCGAGUAAAGUCAUUUCUGCCCCCGAAGUGCGAAGCAGAAUUUCUCAUGAUUGCUGUUAGAAUUGCAGUUGAUUUACUUGAUAAUGAGAUUAUGCCCUUCCGUAGCCUACUCCACAGCCAUCUUGAGUGUAAUUCAUAUUGUUCUUCACCGAGCAUGUCAUAAUAGCGAUACAUUUCAUGCAAACAAUCCGAGAAAAUGCUAGCCUUUCCAAGCCUUGCGACUAUUUCCUAGCACUCUCCUCCGCAGAAGCGUUGUGUUUUGUUUUGGGAGGUUUUAUUGCAAAAUUUUUUUCUUAAAAAUAUCAAGUUAUAUUAAGAGACCUCCCCCCCCCCCCCCCAACCAUUCUCUCGAAAGGCUAAAUACGUAGAGAAUUUGGUGGGUGGGGGGGGGGGGGGAGGGGGUACAGGUUAGAUGCUGGAAGCUGAAACUGAUUAAACACGUCUCGACUGAGGAAAAAGACGAUAUACUGGAGGAACUUGAUUUGUGAAAUCUCGUUAAAGCAGUUGUAGAUAUGGUUCCAAGAAGAAUAAAUUUAGUUUAGAUAUUUAACUGUUAAAUACAUGUAUGCAUCAUAGCAUGAAUAUUUCUUCUCAGACUUACUCUGUAUCGCAUGAAAAAGCAACGGAAUUUUGAGAAUGCGGAAAUGGUGUUUCAUAGAACCUAAAAUGAUUUAAUUGCAACAUUUCUGAUCAAAAUCACAUUGGGAUCUCCCGCCAGCAUCACAGAGAGGAAAUAGGUUGACACUGACACCUCCUCCUAUUUUUCAAGGUGACUUUACCAAUUUAUUUAAUUCCGAGUUAAUUAAUUCUACGAUUAUAGCUACAAAUAUUUGAAGUUAUUGUUUAAUGUAAAAUAUAGCUGAAGUUAAUAAAUUAAAGUUUCACAAAAUCUCUCUUCAGACUCGCGCCAGUCGCGCGUUCGCCAAACCUCGACGGCUCAUAUUUUUCGUUCUGCCUUUUUUCAUGUUUUGCCCCCUCCCGCCCCCAGUGAAAAUGCCUUAAAAAAGGCACUGAAAUAUUUCGCCUGUUUCUUUUGAAUAAUGAGCAAUCAAGUAGAAAUAAUUUAUUCGAGUGGUCGCAAUUCAAAAGAAACGGCGAAAUAUUUCGCAUUUCGCUGACAAAAAGCGCUCGUGGAAUCAGGGCUUAAAGCAGUGCGCGCGAUUGCGGUGCAGAAGUUUGGCACCGCAUUAUAUCCUGCCGGCCUGUGAGUUUGUUUGUCCGUUUGUUAGUUUGUCCGUUUGUUAAUUUCCUUAAUCGCCCAGUAAAAAUUCCUUACACGUGCUCGAAAUUUAUUCAUUUUUGCGGGGAAUUAAUUGAUCUUGGACUCUCAGGACCGACUGUUUGCUGGGCUUUAUGCCUUUAUCUCUGGUCUUGUGCGCCAAACAAGGGCAAAAAUACCACUGUUCGAGUCAGCGUAAACCUUUGUAUUUAUGGAUGGAAAUUGAUUUCAAAAUUGGUUUCAAUUCGAGCGAUUCGUGGCUUUUAAAAAGACAAGCCGCUCAAAAUAAUCCUUUCAUGUUUUCUGAAUUCCUUUUUUCGAGGAAAGUUUUCUUUCCAAUUAAUCUCGGAUUCUGCCUUAUCUCUGGUUUGUGCGCCCAAUAAGGACAAAAAUACCACCGUUCGAUUCAGCGUAAGAAAUUGUACUUAUGGGUGUCAGAUGUAUUAUACUAAACAACAGUAUUCUAGAGAUUUAUAGCCUUUGAAAAUCAAGCGAAAUUGUAUUGGUGACAAAUCCCUCAAAAUUAUUAAACUAAUUAAAAAUGCCGUCCAUUUGAUCCUUCCUAACUUUGGUAUCGUUGACUUUCUCUUUUCGGCCUUCUACCAGUGUAUUCGUCUCACUUUUCUCUUCAUUUUGAUAGUAUUUUGAGCCCAAAAAAUUUUGCUGAUUUUGAAGGCUUUAAAACGCAGUUUUGAUCCUAACGUAUACGGACCAACUGGCGGCCGACAGGAGAAUGUAGGCUAUGUAGCGUGCUAAAUAUAACUUUACUUGCACAUGUGGGCACCGCACCUUAGUACUGUGUCUGGUUUGGGCUGUAAUCGCACUAUUUUUAGCCAAUCAGAUUGCACGAAUCGUAAAAUCAAAUAAAAGUUGCAUGGCGUUGCUUAGCAAGAUUCAGAUGUAGAAACUUUUGACGUUGACUGCAAUGUAAUGUAUGCAACAUGCACACACAAUUCUGUUUUUAAUAAAAUAUUAACAAGUUUACAGAAUACGAUUUAAUUUUUUAAGAGCAAAUCAUGUCUAUACAUAACCAUACUUAAUUCAGCAGUGAGUGCUCCUGACAACAUCGUACCAUUUUGGGGUAAUUACUGCUUAUAUACUGUCAGGUCUAACCAUCGUUAUAAGAUUGCGCGGUAAAUUUAAAUACCAUUUGAUCACCUCAUUAAAUUGCUUAAAUUUACCGAUAUUCAAAAACAUGUACUAACCUUGUAUAAUCUUGUCAUGCAUGCUAAACUUAGGACAUGGUAAAAGGACGUGCUCCAUGGGGUCUUGAAAAGGACGACGAAUGAGCAUCAUCGGACGGGGCCCAGCCCCAAUGACGGAUAGAUCCAGAUUCGGUGCAUGAGUGGAUUACUGAUCGAACAUGAAACAUGCAUGCAGACGCUAAUUAAUCUUUUUUCCCCAAAUAAUUUGAGGGGGGCGGGGGAUGGGAGUAAAAUAAAUUUUUACACAUACCAUUUUUUGUUAACCUCCAAAUCAAUGCACCAUAAUUUUUGGGGUAAUAUUUUCGUAAAUUUAUAUUUUCAUAUUAUAAAUUGUAAUAUCUUAAUCGUGAUUUUCAAAAUUAAAAUCUAUAUUCUUUAUUUUUUCCAAUGUUUUAAUUUUAGGGGCCCAUGAUGGCAGGGGUCCACAUCUUUAAGGUUAUUCAAAAAAGCUUUAUUACAGUAAUGAAGAUUCUUAGCUCUCAAUCCGGAGCUGAAAUUGAGGCCGUGUCGUCGUGUUUACCUCAUCUUUUCUAAAUCUGUCUUAUACACACCAAAAAAACGCGAAAGUUGUUACAAGUCUGCAACAAAUUGUUACAAGUCGGUUCAAAAGUUGUCAACAAGUUGUUUUCGCACUGCUUGUUCCCAGUUGUUUGGAACAAUCUGUUGACGACUACUAACAUGCUUGAUGGCAUUAUCAGACUUGUCACAAGGUUGCUCUAACAAGUCUGAUACAGUCAUGAUAAACAAGAAUGUGACUAGGUUGACGACACAAGGUUGUAACAAUACUGCUAUAUCAUGACUGCAUCGGACUUGUUGAAACAACCUUGUAACAAGGCUGAUAAUAUCAACAAGGUGGUUACAAAUUGUUAACAGCUUGUUCCAAACUUGUUGACAAUUUGUGACAAGCAGUGGGAAGACAAUUUGUUGACGGCUUGUUGACAAAACAAGAUGCGAGAUUUUUGCGUGUGUUGUAGACCGAAUUUCAGUGCAGAUUCUUAUACCCUAUAGUUCUGUGCAGUGUUCUUUAGUGUUGUCUUUUAUUGUAUUUUUAAAUCACUCUUUAACUAAAAUGGUUUGAUUGAUACAUUUCAGACGAACGAAGCGGCACGGAUCGUGCGACGACUAAGAAACGUGACAGCACAAAGUUGUCUCGACUAUCUAAAACGAGGUGUUAAAACCAACGGUUACUAUAGUAUCAAAAACUACGGAACGGACGGAUGGGUCCGCACAGUUUAUUGUGACUUCGAGUCCGAGCCUGGAUUUGCGUGGACUUUGGUCGAAUCAUUUGCAUUGAAAAACAAAUUUCUGCCUGCGUUUCACAUCCAUCCACUCAAAGUCAAUGCCCCUGUGAACCCCAACUCACCGAACUGGAAUCUUUUCCGAAUGUCCUUCCUACAAAUGAGUCAAUUAAGAGCGCAGUCAACUCACUGGAGAGUCACUUGCUCUUUCCAAACAAACUCUGUCGGAUAUUUACCGAGAUUAUGCCAGGACAAGCUUCAAGGAGUUUGACGUCUUAGAUUUUGUUGGUGUUAAAGUAUGUAAAAAGAUGGAGUACAUCAAUAUCCGCGGUCAACAGUGUACACAAUGUACGGUAGGUUGGUUUGCAAAGCUGAAGCAAUGGGCACUUCAUAUUGACGGUCCUGCUUCGACAACUUGUCAGUUCAAGCCAGGGAAAGAUGCUGUAUUCACUGAGGAUAACUUCGGUCUUUACUGGGCAACAAAUAAGCAAUUUCGUUGUACCACAUCACCUGAUGCCACAACCAACUAUUGGUUCGGUGGUUAUUACUAAACACUUGUUGCAUUGCAUGAAUUAUAUUGUUUGUGCUACCAUAUGACUUGUAUGUUAACGUACAAUUAUACAAUUAAUACCUAACGAUGUUCAUUUAUACCAUAGUUAUAUUCUUAUUUCCUUGAUUUGCACGUUGAAUCGUAUAGUAUUAAAUGGUUAACUGUCGAUAUUAUUGUAAACGAACAUUUUAUUUGUAUAGUUAAUGCUAUUAAGUGUAAACAAAAGCUUUGAGA